GGCUUAUACUGGAGUAUUUAAAGACAGCAGUUUACACAAUCAGCCUGGUAAAUGUACAAUUAUUAAACUAAUAAUAAUAAUAACUGGACCUUUAAAUCUGGGAAAAACAAACAAAGGAGAUGAGAUGCAUAGUCCCCUCUUUAUCAACCACAGCUGCAGAGAGGGUCAGCAGCACAAAGUUCCUGGAGGGCAAAUCAUACAGGUUAAACCUGAACUGGUCCUGCAACACAAUAGCUCUUAAUGUUCAUAGGCAGGAAAAGUGAUCUCGCCUGUUUCAGCAUGACAACAUUCUACACUGGAAAUACUGAAGCAUCACGACACACUGCAUCACUGUCUGGUUUGAGAACUGUGCAGUGGCUCAGAAGAAAAUCUGGAGAGCAGCAGAACAGAUCAUAGAUACGUCUUCUCCCACACUUGCCUUACGGAUAAGGGAAGGAUAAAGCCUGUUUUGGGAGUCAUGGGUCUGCUGCUUGGAUGGAGAAUCUCAAAAAUCCGACUGUUCACCAUCAUUCUGGCACUGAGCAUUUUCAUCAUGGCUUUACAUUUUUUGCCAUGGAUCAAGACAGAACUUCUAAACACUUCUGGGCCCCCUCAGCCCAUUGGUAUGGCUGUCAGGGCUGAGGGGGCGGGAAAUGUUCAAGUUCCACUUGUAAACAGUGUAAUAGAUCUGGAAGUGCUGGUGAAACUGGUCAGCACCAAACUGGAGUAUGCACCCAGGAAGCUGCCAGAGGAAGCGGAAAUAAUAGAAGCGGAGCCUGAAUUGUUCUCUGUAAUUCCUCACCAAUUCCUUCCAAACCUCUUGAACCCUUGCUGGUAUGAGGAGUCAUUUGAAAAUGUUAAAUCACAACACAGGAUUAAGUUCCACCAGCAAGGUGACAAACUGUUUCAUCUGCGUUGCCUACCAUACGUUUACAUCAUCGGCCAACCAAAGUGUGGCACAACAGAUUUGUUUAACAGAUUACAGAUGCAUCCAGAGGCCAAUUACAACCACAUAAAGGAGCCAAAAUGGUGGACCAAGACAGGCUAUGUUGUAAACGACGUUGUUAACAUGGUGAACAAUACUGGUGUGCAAGACUACCUGGAUCUGUAUAAUUGGGCAGGCGUCAAUAUCCAAGCAGGACUCAAUGGACGCAUUGAAAAAGACUUCAAUCCACUCAAGGGAAUAGCAGUUGAUGCCAGUCCAUCACUCAUGUGGGACAACAGAGCCAGGAACGUGGAGAAAAUGAGGGAUGGUGUCGAACCCAUGGUCCUGAUCGAGGACUUGAUUCACAAAGUUCAGCCUGGUGCAAAAAUCAUAGCCAUCAUUAGAGAUCCAACGGAGCGGCUUUAUUCCAGCUACUUGUACACUAAGGAAUCCUUUCUGUCAAAAGAACAUUUCCAUAGUUUAGUUGAAAGACUGGUCAAGUUGUUUCAGUCCUGCCUGUCUGAGAAGUCACUUCGUUUUUGUGCAUACAACCCGGACCUAAUGCAUAGUUUGAUCAAGAUACCUUUGGGGAUGUAUUAUGUCUUCUUACAGGACUGGCUGACUGUUUUCCCCAGAGAGCAGAUUUUAAUACUGCGAUAUGAAGACUACGCAACCAAUGUUGAAGAGGAACUGAAGAAAGUUUUUGAUUUUCUGAGACUCGAUCCUCUAACACCGGAAAAGGAAAAAGAGGUGUUCCAAAAGAAGAUUUAUAACACUCAGGAAGAUCAAUACGAGAAGAUAGGUCCUAUGCUUCCAACCACCAAACACCUUCUCAGGGAAUUGUACAAGCCCUUCAACAAUAAACUCGCCAGUUUACUAGAAGAUGAGGCCUUUCUCUGGAAUGAAACCUGAUUAGGUGCUGGUGUGUGCAGAUUUGUCAACAGACAUGUGGCCGGUUCUAAAGAAAACCACUAGAGGGAGACAUGUUCCAACAAAGGGAGGUAGUUUACAACAUUGCUCAGACAACUCCAGUAAAUUCAUCAUUGUUAUUGGUACACAUGGUCUUCUCUGGGUCAGCUCCGACUCUGUGAGCAAGGAUGACUCAUAUUAGUGUUUAAGAGACUGUUUGACUAAAUAUAUGUUGAUCUGCAAUGAUUAAUCUAUUAGAAAUUGAUUACUUAAUAAAUCAUCAACUAUUUUAAACAUAAA
Solea solea (common sole) is the source of this 2113-nucleotide messenger RNA. Its product is annotated as carbohydrate sulfotransferase 15-like. Gene Ontology annotation, molecular function: N-acetylgalactosamine 4-sulfate 6-O-sulfotransferase activity. Gene Ontology annotation, biological process: hexose biosynthetic process. The transcript is spliced from 9 exons. Bases 458 to 1816 code for a protein of 452 amino acids. The record is from RefSeq and is a predicted model, not a curated record. NCBI's taxonomy places the organism in Eukaryota, Metazoa, Chordata, Actinopteri, Pleuronectiformes, Soleidae.